Pelobates fuscus (common spadefoot toad) is the source of this 938-nucleotide messenger RNA. RefSeq lists its product as uncharacterized. Lineage: Eukaryota; Metazoa; Chordata; Amphibia; Anura; Pelobatidae. The transcript has a single exon. The record is from RefSeq and is a predicted model, not a curated record. The coding region runs from base 45 to 920 and encodes 291 amino acids.
UGUAAGAUUUCCUUGUAACCUUGAAGAAUCAAAGACCAAUAAAGAUGUCUUCUGGCUGGGAUAGCAGUGGAGUCAGUUUCGUAAUGUCCGCCUCCAAUCUCACAAUCACUGAGAUAAUGGACAUGGGUUUUGUUGCUAGAGCACAAAACAGUUCCUCUCCUUGUCCUGCUCAGCUUGAGCAGUGGGACCAUCGGAUACGUCCAAAGCAUGGGGAGUCUCCAUACCUACUCAAAGUUUCAGAGUCAACACCACUGAUUAGUGGAGGAGCAAAGCCUUGGCUAGGUGGGGAAGAAAAUCUGCCCCUUCUAAACAGGUCUUCAUUGAACCCAGAUAGUACAGUCUUUGAACUCUCAUCCUUGGUUUCUGAACCUCAAACCCAAUUCAACAACUCCAUUGUAGAGGUCUUCUAUGGUGCCAAGGUGUCCACCCCUUAUAAAAAGGAACAAAACUUUGAGACCUCUGAUACUAUGGUUGCAGAUGACCCAGUCUCCAAGCUACAAGAUUCUGAGUUGAUGGUUAGUGCAGCUGGUCUACAAAAGUCUGCACCACCAAUGUGGGAGCUCUCUGAAAUAAACUCAGCAGUAGAAGAGAGUACUCCUUCCCUAGAUGUCUCAAUCUCUGACUUGCGGUUUCAAAGUAGCUCUGAUCGUGAGCCACCUCCCACCGCCCAGGCAACUGCUACUCCUACACCUCAUUGGGUAGGUGCAACACAUAAGGAUAUAGGACGCUCCUAUCUACAGCCUUUCCGAUAUCAACGGCAGUUGAGUGCCUCUGAAAUCCCUAUUCCUAGCAUUGUGCCACCACUACGAUCUUUAAAUUUAUCAGCAUUUUCUUUUGAUGAACUUGGUCGAGAAUGGCAAAUUGAGGUUACAGCUGGACCCAACUCUCCAGCUGGGACAGUGGCUGCAUGUGGGCCCUAAUUGAAUCCUUAGUCUAGC